Messenger RNA from Gallus gallus (chicken), 1216 nucleotides. RefSeq names its product mitochondrial assembly of ribosomal large subunit 1 (gene MALSU1). Gene Ontology annotation, biological process: negative regulation of translation; negative regulation of ribosome biogenesis. Gene Ontology annotation, molecular function: ribosomal large subunit binding. Gene Ontology annotation, cellular component: mitochondrion. Lineage: Eukaryota; Metazoa; Chordata; Aves; Galliformes; Phasianidae. The record is from RefSeq and is a predicted model, not a curated record. The coding region runs from base 25 to 597 and encodes 190 amino acids. The transcript is spliced from 4 exons.
GGGGCGGGGCGUAGGACGGCCGGCAUGUGGAGGGCGCUGCUGGGGGGCUGCCGCCUUCUGCGGUCUCGCUCCGCCGCGCCCGUCGUCGGGGCGCCCCGCGCGGGUGGGAGCGCGGCUGUGAGGAACGCGGGGGGCGGCGGAGCGGCAGCCGCGGCGCCGGAAUGGCGGCAGGCGACAGACGCUUCUCUUCCAAAGUUCAACAUUGACUUUGUUGUAAAUCUGCUGCGGCAAGAGAACGCAAAGGACAUCUGUGUCAUCCAAGUACCUCCAGAAAUAAAGUACUGUCAUUAUUUUAUAGUAGUCAGCGGAUCUUCAACACGGCAUCUCCAUGCAAUGGCACAGUAUAUGCUGAAAAUGUACAAGCAUCAGAAAGAAGAAAGUGAUCCUCACACUCGGAUCGAAGGGAAAGAGACACAUGACUGGCUGUGCAUUGAUUUUGGAAGCAUAGUGGUACACUUCAUGCUGCCAGAGACACGAGAGACUUAUGAACUGGAGAAGCUGUGGACUCUAGGUUCCUAUGAUGACCAGCUGGCACAGAUGACUCCACAGUUACUGCCAGAAGACUUUAUACUGGGACUGACUUCCGAAGAGCAGUGAUCAACUUGUGACAAGAACUUAAUGUAGCUGCUGAGGUGCCUGACUAGAAAGAGACACGAGUGUGCCUCAGCAGACACAGGAGGCACAGCAACUUAGCCAUCACCACAGGUGAUCAGCAUAAACCAAUAUAUCGAACAAGCUACCAGAAUGUCAUAAAAGGACAGUAUCGUAGGGGACCUUCCUGGAAGAAGGCAGCUCAAUGGAGUUUGCAGUGAGAACAGUAGGAAAAGACAUCCCUUUAAGCUACUUACCCCCAAACUCAGGCACAGCCUCUGCAGUGGCUGUUUUUCUAGUGUCUUUGAAAGGCCUGCCUGUGGUAGCAGUGCACGCUGAAGUACCCUUCCUGCAAAAUGGCUUGAGUGCUGUAAGGUAAAUCUACAUUAAGUAGUAAAGUUUAAAUGAGGCUUCUUGUAUGAAGCCAGUUGCUUUUGGUUGAGGUGAAGCAAAUCAUGUGCCGAGUUGAAUGGAGAGAGAAAACAGAAUGGUGUUGCUGAGCGCAUAAAAGCCAAGAGUAGCAGUGACAAAUGUGUCUUGAAUUAACAGAACAGUAAGUCAGUUCUUCAGCCAAGGCCAAUCUGUUUUUAAUAAUAACAAUAAAAACACAACUGAGGAACUUCAA